CUCGGACAAACCCGGAAGCUGUUUGUGUUUCUCCUUCUGGCUGGAAGCAGAAAAGCAGCUCCGACACCUGAACCUCUCCAGUUUGAUGGUAAAGUUGGCUUCUGCCUCUGAAGUCACCGUCUCCCCAGGUGUGAGUGCUGGUGAGGUGUGUGCAUGUCUGUGCGUGCACUGAGCGUGUUUUGGGGAGAUGUACUGCGCCUACCAGGACCGAGAGGAGUUGGAGGAUGACCUCUAUCAAGAGGAUGAAGGAGACUCUGACGGGUCAGAGGCCGACAGCGAGCUGGAGUUUCGUCUCUACAGCCAGUUGCACUAUUCCUCCAAUCCUGGAGAGUUGGAGGAGCAGGAGGAUGGGGAGGAGAAGGAGCCCGACCGAGAGCACCAGGACAGCCAGAAACAAAGUAAUGAUGCUAAAGAGCUGAAACCCGAAAGAGAAAUCGAGCCUCCAUCACCUAUUUACAGCAAGUCGCAGCAGCAUCUGAAGAAGAAAAAGGGAGAGAAACAGGACAAACAGCAGAAAAAGAAAAGUGACUUCAAAAGUCAGAAGUCAAAAUCGUCAUGUUUCGAGGAGGUCAUUGUGAUUGACUCCGGCCCUGAUGUCAUCUCCAUCUCUGAUGACACUGUGGAUGAUGAUGAUGAUGGUGAAGGUGUCUGUGCCUUGAAGGGUCAUGGCAUGCACAAGCCACAGACUUCUACGCCGGCACAUCAGGAAACCCAGAAGAGGGGUCUCGGUGCGACGGUAACUGUGGACUCCAGCAGCUCAGAAUCUGAUUCAGAAGACGUAGAAUCCAAAUCUGAGUCUGAUUCGUCUUCUUCAUCCGAUUCAUCCGAUUCGGACGCCCUGGAGAACUGGAUGAUCCUGGGUAGAGGGAAACAGGAUGGUGACCAAUCCAUUUCACUCAACCUGGAAGGAGGUUCCGACAGCAACAAAGAUGGUGAAGAAGAACAGGGAAUCUGGUUGGUUUUGGACAAAGACAUUGAGGCUAGGAUCUAUAACAAAGACAAAGGUGUCAGGACAGCAGUACAGCGGGUGGCAAGCAGAUACUAUACUGGCAAGAACGUCCACUGCAGAAACUGCAACAAGACCGGACAUCUCUCCAAGAACUGCCCUGAGCCCAAAAAGGUGCAGCCCUGCUUCCUGUGCGGCACCCCAGGCCACGUGGUCAGUGAAUGUCCCAAAAAACACUGCAACAACUGCGGCCUGCCCGGACACCUCUACGAGUCCUGCAGCGAGAGGGCGUACUGGCACAAACAGUGUCAUCGGUGCAGCAUGACGGGACACUUCUUUGACGCUUGUCCAGAGAUCUGGAGACAGUACCACAUUACAACUAAGACCGGUCCUCCUGUGAAGCGGCAAGCAGAGGACAGUGGUCGAUCUCCUGCCUUCUGCUACAACUGCUCCAAGAAAGGACACUUUGGCCAUGAAUGUACACAGCGGAGGAUGUUCAAUGGAACUUAUCCCAGCAUCCCGUUCAUAAACCACUAUGACACCGUGGAGGACAUUAAUCGAAGGCAACACAGGAUCAAGCUGAGGGUCAAAGAACUGAAGAAAAAUGGCUAUAUACCAGGCCAUUCAGAGACCAUUCUCACACCAGGACCGCCAAAGAAGAAACUGAAAAUCAACCAUCCCAAAAACAGCCACCUGCCCAAUCACAAACCUCACCAAACCCCGAACAACCACAAACCCAGCCCCAGCCAUAUCUUUUUUAAAGACAACGGUGACUUUAGUGCUGAAAGACCCAAAACAAAUAAGUACAAACAGGAGAGCAUUGGCAGUGCGAAACCAUGGAAACCUAAGAGACCAGUUCCCACCUCGAGGGACUCACUCCCACCAAGUAAGCUAGUUUUUGAUGAAGCGGAUGACUUUCCCAGAGGGGGAGGCACCGGGGAGAGCAUGCAGAAGAAGAAGAAAAAAAGGAGAAUGAAUAAAAUGAAGCAGGUUCUUUUCGGACUACCAGGAGGACACAGAGAUGGCAGACCAGAUUAUCUGUGCAGGACUGUAAAAGGGGCGAUGCCGGGGCCACAGUCAAAGCAACAGAAAGCAAAGAAGAAUCCAAAGAGGAGAGAUCGAAACCUCAGGAAAGCUGACAAACAGUUUGGUGCAGAGAUGUACCCAACGGAUGAGAAUCUGUUCAGCAUCAAACAAAGGAAACGCAGGCGUAAGAAUCAGGUUCUGUGACAUGUAAACCUUUCAGACCAACAGUGAGGACAUUUAGGGAUGUGUCAGACAUUUUGUUGACUCAGGUCUCACUGAAGCAGAGCUGCAGUCGUCAUCCAUGGCUUUAGGAACCUUCAUUGAUCCUUGUUCAGAGAAAUCAUUUUGACAUGUCGGGAGGAAGAGCACAGGUGUAAAAAGUGAAAUUAAUCAUAUAAAUUCCACUUAGCUGCCUCAGUUCUGCUGUUGUUCAUGCUGCCUCAAUGUCACACUUGAACUGAGCAGAGCUACAGCAUUUGUCCUUUUUCUCCUAUGAAGAUGUUCAAGCUGCUUUUUCACUGUUUCUGUAGUUUGAUAAUUACAACUGUCCUCCACUUCAAACUGCAGACAUCACUGUUAAUAUGCUUAGAAAUAGAGAGCUUAAUAUAACAACACUCAGCUCACUUAGUUUGUUCCAUGGGCAUAUUCACUGUUCUGUUUGUUGUCAGCGAAACGGGGUGACUAAAAGAGGAGCUGCAAGUUAUUCACCAACAAUGUUUACAGUAGAUUCCCUCAGAAGUAACUGUAUGUUCUUUUAUUUCUUUCACAGUAGGUUCUUCCCAUUGCGAACAUUUAGUAAGAUCAUUUCCUAGUGCCUCUACUCUGAACACAGAUUCAUAGUUGUUGCUGCUGUUGGAACAAAAAGAUGGUGAAUGUCUUUCAAACACUCUUGGAAAUAAGUUUGUCAUUUUGAAAUGAAGUCAUUUUAAUUUACCUAAAUGUACGCUCACACUGUAAAUGCAUCUAUUGCAUGUUUGAUGCAGAUCUGCAGGUCAUCGCGUUACCAGUUCUGGAUAACAUGCGGUUGUGACAUCAGCUUUUCACCAUCAUUUAUUUAAUUCAGUUGUACAUGAUCUUAUUUGUUAUGGUUCUAACAAAAUUAAACCCUAAAACAUCA
Messenger RNA from Acanthochromis polyacanthus (spiny chromis), 3089 nucleotides. RefSeq names its product zinc finger, CCHC domain containing 7 (gene zcchc7). The record is from RefSeq and is a predicted model, not a curated record. The transcript has 10 exons. Bases 188 to 2176 code for a protein of 662 amino acids. Gene Ontology annotation, molecular function: zinc ion binding; nucleic acid binding. Lineage: Eukaryota; Metazoa; Chordata; Actinopteri; Pomacentridae.